AUGUAGUCAGAUAUUGUCUUUAGAACAGCAAAAGCAUGGGAUUCUUUUAGUGAUAAAUAUGCUAGAAGAAUGUAAAAAAAUACAUCUGUAUUUUAUAUGACCCUAUUAAAUAUGUUACAUUAUGAAGAGGCAGAAAAGUAUAAUAAAAAAUAAAAUAUAAGUAUUUUGGAUGCAGGUUGUGGAGCUGGAUAUUUACAUUAGCAUAUGAUGAAUUAAAAGAAACCUAACUCUCACCUAUAUGGAUUUGAUAUAAGUUCUUAAAUGGUUAAAAGAGCAGGAGCAAGAAUGAAAAAAUCAUUAAAUAAAGAUAAAAUUGGAUCUCUAGAUCUAUUAACUCAAGAGGAAGUGGAUUCUGUCAAUUUUGGUAUAUAAAUAAUUUUAUUAAUUUAGAUGAUGAGGUUUUCAAGAAGAUAAAUUAUCAUUUAUCUGUUGGAAAUGUAGAAGAAUUAAAUUAAUACUAAAAUGAAAUGUUUGAUAUUUAUGUGUGUAAUCUUGUCUAUUAAAUAAUUGAUGAUCAAAAGAAAGCUAUGAGUGAAGCAUUCAGAGUCUUAAAACCAGGAGGGAAAUUUGGAAUUACAGUUUGGGGUAGGAAAGAAAAAUGUGCAGCUGUAUGGUUUUUGAAAGAAUUAGCUUUUGAAACAGGUUUAUCACCAGUUGGAAUGAAAGGAGGAAGAUUUUUAUCAAAUCCUGAAGAGCUAAUCACUUUAGCUACUAAUACAGGAUUCAAAAAUAUCGGUAUUUUAUUUAUUCUAAAAAUAGUUUUUUGGUUAUAAAUGGUACCAUUUGAUGUUAUAAGCAUGAAAAAUAUUGAAGAGUUCUUCCCUCCAGAAAUUGAGGGAAUUUUAGCUAAGUCUACAUAGGAAUAAAGACAUAUUUAUUAUCAAGCUCUGGAAAAAAUGUUAAAUGAUUAUAAGAGAGAAAAUAAGACAUUUCCAUUUGAAUGUUAUUUAUUGAUUGCAGAAAAACCAAAAUGA
This is a messenger RNA of Paramecium sonneborni, 974 nucleotides long. NCBI's taxonomy places the organism in Eukaryota, Ciliophora, Oligohymenophorea, Peniculida, Parameciidae. The record is from the annotation of a GenBank genome assembly.